Molecule: messenger RNA, 4580 nt
Organism: Melanotaenia boesemani (Boeseman's rainbowfish)
Lineage: Eukaryota; Metazoa; Chordata; Actinopteri; Atheriniformes; Melanotaeniidae
Product: PDZ domain-containing RING finger protein 4-like
Exons: 9
Coding region: 311-3031 (906 amino acids)
Molecular function (GO): protein binding
Source: RefSeq, a predicted model, not a curated record
AAUUUUACCUGAUCCUAAACACAACUAUCCCCUAAAUGCACUGUGCUAGAUAGCUACUAAGGUGGCCACUCCGACCUGAAAGAUCAGAAAAGAGUAAGGGUGGUGGCAUUUUCAUAUUCAGACAGUUUUCAGCCCUCGUGCAGCGCAUCACCACAGGUCAUGUGGUGCAUUUCGUGGCGCUGCCCCACCGAUUCGGAGCGAGCUGUGCAGUCCUCAAACUUUUCAGCGCACUCAAACUCUCAUGUGUUCAGACUAGUAAAAUAAGUCCGUCCUUUCUCGUUCCUGCGCAGGAAAGUUGCCUGCGCAAACUAUGUGCGCUGACUGCCCAACUCCCUCAGUGAAACUGGACCCUGUCGGCCAAACUUCAAACCGCGGCGAGAUGGAGUCGCAGAGAAAGCUGCGCUCGGGUCACCGUGGUCAAACUGUUUGUCAGAAGGGAUGUGGUCUUCUGCUGAGCAGGCUCAACAUCAACACAGAGGAGCACUGUUGUGUGGCGGCGCUCCGCGCGGUUACCGACGCGCUGGAGGAAAGAAGCGCAACUUUAGAGCAUGAAGCCCGGGUGGCGAGGCUCAGGUGGAACAGGAGGGAGCAGACCCUGUUGGCUCAGGUGAGAACAGUACAGAACGAGGCUCAGCUCGCUGCUCUCAGGUACCAACAGAGACUGCAUCGAUACUUGCUGCACAUCAACAGUAUCGCAGAACAGAUCGUUGGAUAUUGCAAGAGUGACUUCAGCACAGCCGCUGACAUGGAAAGCCAGAUAGCAGAUAAAGCAGACAGAGAGCUGUUGGGAAAUAUUAAAGCCCCUCAGGUCAAUGGGAAUGAGUUGUCCAAAUCCAGCCAUGAGGAGACUUUGGAGGCCUUUCGAGCUGCCAAGGAUCCCGUCGUGGUGCAGGUCAUCAGGCGCACCCCCAGCGGCCGCCCCCAUGGCCCCCCUCAGGAAAUCCAUGUGGUGGAUGUGUGCACUCAGACCGACAUCACCUUUGAACACAUCAUGGCGCUGGCAAAGCUCCGGCCUUCGACCCCUCCUGUGCCUGACGUCUGUCCCUUCCUGCUCUCUGACAGCUGUCAUUCUCUUCAUACAAUGGACCAGGAUUAUUAUGAAGGGACAGACUACUUCUCCCCGGUUCCAGCUGAUGGAGAGAGGACAGAGGAAUUUGAGUAUGAGGAGGUCGAACUUUGUCGACUCAGCAGUCAAGAGAAGUUGGGGCUAACCCUGUGCUACAGGACAGAUGAAGAAGAGGAUGUGGCUAUCUAUGUUAGUGAGGUCAGUCCAAACAGUAUUGCUGCCAGAGAUGGACGCAUCCGUGAGGGGGAUCGCAUUUUACAGAUUAAUGGCCAAGAUGUACAAGACAGAGAAGAAGCAAUGGCUGCUCUCUCCAGUGAUGAGUGCAGGAACAUUGUACUUCUGGUUGCCAGACCUGAGAUGCAGCUGGAAGAGGCCUGGCUGGAUGAUGAGCACAGUGAAUUUCUAGAGCAGCUGAAGAUGGAAAUGUUGGAGGAGCAACAGAGAGAGGAGAUGGAAUUAGCUGCCUUACAGGAGGAGCAGGAGAAUGAGCAGAGAGCAGAAGAUGAAAAACCUACCUGUUCAACACUCCCUUAUCUAAAGGACAAUAUACGGAGUAUAAAAGACAAAAUAGAGAGUUCAGAACAAAAUGUCUUGGCACAAAUCCAGAGACGUUUGUCCCGGUGCCUGAGAGACAAUCGGGACACGCACUGCACCAAUGGUUCCCUAAGGCUGGAGGACAAAGAUGAUGAGGAAGAUGAUGAAAUGAAGGGUGAUCAUUUCCAGCAACUCUUGGAACUUAAGUGUCAGAUUCGAAACAGUGGCGAGUACGACCUGUUCUACAGCCGCCGCAGCACCAUCGAGUGCAGCAUGGGGGAGCAGGGCAGCGUUCAGCAUGAGCUGCGGAUGCUCAAUGAAGAGCUGCGCAGCAUUGAGCUUGAGUGUCAAAACAUCAUGCAGGCCCAUAAGCUUCGUAAGGGUCAGCAAUCUCCCUUAACUGGCCAUUCUGUGCCCUCCACCAAAAAUCAAAGCCCUCACCUUGGAGAGUCCCCAAGGAGUAAACUAGCUGACAUGAAUGAGAGGCUGGAAAAAUCGGAUAAAGACAGCUCCAGUGCCUAUAACACUGCAGAGAGUUCCCGGAGCACUCCUCUGGCAAUGGACCGGUCCCCAGAGCACUCCCUCCAGAGAAUGGUCAGUCUCACCAACCAGAGGAACCUCUGCAGCGGCCUUGCAACUGGACAUUCUCCUAGCCCAAGCCCCAUCCCACCAUGCCGUGCCCCUGUCCUGGGCAAGAGCAGCAGCCCUGACCACAGCAAUCCUUCGGAGUCAGACCAGACACCUCAGGCUGAGGAGGAAAGCAGAGGGAAGUUGAAGCAAUCUAGUUCUCGAAAUCCUUACUUCUCUCCUUCCCACAGUUCCCAGCAAAGGCAGGCCAACAUCCCAGCUCACGCCCGCCACUACCAGAGCUACAUGCAGCUGAUCCAGCAGCGCUCUGCUGUAGAGUAUGCUCAGAGCCAGCUCAGCCUGCUAAGUGUUUGCAAAGAGCCUCAGAGACCCAUUAAUGAGCCCAAGAUGGAGUGGAAGGUCAAGAUCCGCAGCGACGGCACCCGCUACAUCACCAAGAGGCCUGUGAGAGACAAGAUCCUGAGGGAGCGAGCCUUAAAGAUUAAAGAGGAGCGGAGCGGGGGAAUGACCACCGAUGAUGAUGCAAUGAGUGAAAUGAAGAUGGGGAGGUACUGGAGUAAGGAGGAAAGAAAACAGCACCUGGUCAGGGCAAAAGAACAGAGGAGAAGACGAGAGUUCAUGCAGCGUAGUCGGCUGGAAAGCUUGAGGGAAAAUCCUCAGAGCAGCAGUGAGGGUCGCAAGGAAGUCAGCAUUAUAGAGCUCAGCCACAAGAAGAUGAUGAAGAAACGCAACAAGAAGAUCUUGGAUAACUGGAUGACAAUCCAGGAGCUGAUGACUCACGGCACUAAGGCCCCUGAAGGGGCAAAGGUGAACAACGCCUUCCUUUCAGUCACUACUGUAUAAAAUAAACCCCACACACAUUCUACCCCAUGUGGUAUAACAUUCUCGCCUCGUUCAAUGUGGCGUUUUUAUGAGGACAACAGGAAUAUUUUUCACUCUUUGUAACUCAAAAUGCAUUUUGUAAAGAAUUUAUCAUUGGCAUCAUGACAUUUACUGGAUGUUUUUCCAAAACUGUUUUUCACAUCACACUGCAGGAAAAAGUCAUUUUCUAUUAAAUAAUAUCAAUACAAAUAUUUUGUUACUUCACUUUAAACAUGUCUUUUCAAUUCUAUUUUCAUAUUUUUGUUGUAAUCAUAUAACUCAAAACAGCUGUAUGAGAUUUUGGAUUGUUUUCUUUUUCUUAUGUGGAUUUUGUUCAAUUAGUAAUGAUGCAUUAGUUGCGUACCUGUUUUUCAUUCUUGUUUUUUUUUUUUGUUUUUUUUUCAUGAGCCAAAAUCAGUUUAGUCCCACUUUUUGUGGAGAUAGAAAUGAUGUUUCACACUCAGUGCUUUGGCAUGGCCUAGAAAUCCAACAAGUCUUAAAAUUUAACAGUCAACUAUACACAUCAUAACAAUUUGAUAGUUUAAGUGUCUGUAAAUUAAAAUUAGGCACAAACAUUAACUUUUAUGCCACUCAAUGCUUUUACAGCACGUCUGAUAAUUAGUCUCUAAUAAGAACUUUAAGAAUAACCAUGAAAAAUGUAAACAAUGUGAAGUAAACGGUCACCUGCAGUUUUAUUUGUUUAAUUCUCAUGUCAAGAAGCAUUUGCUCAUUUUUUAUAUGUUCCAUUUUUGUCAUUUGUCUCAGUUAAAUGUAAACCUUGACUUUAUUGUUGAUAUUUUUUGUGACCUUCUGUUAAAACUGAUCUUAAAAUACUUAAGUUUUUGUUUGAUUGUGAAUAGAAACUACAGAAUUUCCCUUUUUUUCCCCCUUUUUUUUAUAAUUAGGAAAUCAGACGGGUGAGCAUUACAUUCACUUGCGACUUUGAAAAUGAUAUUUUUAUGCAACCUUCUUUCACUUUAAGUUUUUUUCCUACAUAUUCAACAACAGAUGGACCUGCCUGUAACUUUUACAAACAAUUAUUUUUGCAUAAUUUCUUUACUCAUCAUAGCCUUAAAAGCCAAACCUCAGUGACACGUUGGUGUGGCAAAUUUAUUUCAUACUCAAUAAACUGUAUGUACAUCUCUGAGCAACAGGGAGGUUUUGUUCUGCCUUAUUCAUAAACUGGGUAAUUUGAGUUUCUGAAUUCUGUUUACAGUCACAUUAAACUGGUGUUAGGAUGAUUGCCACUGAGCAGGACUCAGAACACUUUAUAUCUGAUUACAUAAAUGGUUUGCCUUUUAUCAAGUCUUUAUAGUCCCGUAACGUGUACAGUACAGUUUAAUCAUUCCUAAUGCCUCAUUUUUAAUUGAAAUAAUGUAAACUUUAAAUUUCAAACCAAGUCCUGUAUGUUUUGAGUCAAUGUCUGCUGGUCGAAUUUCGAGUAAUGCAUAGGUGGCACAUUUGUAGCAGGUAAAUGUGUGUUAAUAGUGAUCUUUGCAAAAGAAAUGAUAAUAAAUUAUUGUUUUUGGUA